UAUUAAUUAGACACAUUUAAAUCUUUACAAAAUUAAACCCCACAUACAUAUUAACAAUAUUUCCCUUAAUUGAAAAGGAAACUCUACGAAAUAAGAAAAUAGAAUAAAACCUUGAUGACGCAUAUAAGAACCAAACUCGCAUAAUUAAUCAUCAAGCAGCCCAGUUUCUUUCUUCUCUUCUUUUCUUCUGCUAAAAAGAAUGUUAAAACUCAAAUCUCUCAUAAUCGGAAAAGUCAAAGACAAAGCUUCAAUAUGCAAAGCUAGAUUGUUCCAUAGUUUCAGUUCGCGAGCGGUCACAUAUAUCCACUUAGCCCUUUUGAAGUCAACAACUCAUACUUCUCAUAAGCCACCCGAUAGCAACUAUAUCUCCGACGUUGUCUCUUACUCCAACAGUCCUUAUGGCCCGGCAGCUUUCUCUGCGGUUAUGUGGAGGUUACACGUUACAAAGAAUGCUUUUGUGGCCAUCAAGUCUCUCAUAGUCUUCCACGAACUUAUCAAAUCAUCGAAAGAUAAGUUUGAAGGAUUAGAUCGUGGUAGGAACAGUCUAAAACUGAAUGAUUUUUCAGACACAACUUCUGAUCUCACAAUAGAAUUAUCACGAUGGGUUAUAUGGUAUGGACUAUAUUUGGAUAGUCUCUCGUGGAUUUCUAAGGUAUUAGGGUCUUUUCCAAAUUUAACGGAGAGCUCAAAAGAGAAAUCUAAAGAAAAAGAUUGUGUUUCAUCUUACCAAACCGGAUACAUAAUGAGACAGACUGAAUCUCUUGUGACUUUCUUCCAGCAUAUAUGUACUAGACCGGAUACCCCACCUUUGUUCCAAAACAAGAUCGUGGACGAGAUCAGAGAGCUCGUGAUUCAGGACUACUUUACGGCUGUAAUAUUGGUUAUGGUACGUCUUCAAGUCUUGAGUGAAAGAUUGAUCAAACCGGGUAUCCAACAUGUUGGUGAUUCAAGUAUGCACGAUCUGAGGUUGGUUGUGAUGAGACUUGAUGAAUGCAAGGAGAGUUUGAGCGGGUUUUUUUGGCGUUACAGACGUUUGGCAGAAGAUUUCUGGUGUUUGGUUGAAAUAUUGAAGGCAGAUAUAUUAUUACAUGACAAUAAGAAGAUGGUUGAAUUACCUGGUUUAGUUCAGACCACGGUUAAGGACGAUGAGGAGAUGGUUGAACCAGCAAGUUCGGUUGAGACGGAAUGGGUAACAUUCGAGGACUCUGAGACAACAACGAACGAGUUGUUAGAAUGGGAUUCUGAGUGGGUAAAGUUUGACUCCAGUGCUUUGACGAGUGAACCGGUCCAGUUAAGCCUACUUACGUAAGGUUUGACAGUUGAUUGGCUCGGUUAGGUGAGAAAUUAUCCAGUUUACACUGGCAGGUUUGGCAUCUCACUACGUACAACACUACCAACUUCAACGGUCGAAUUUGGUUUGUCUUGGAAUGGGAUCUGUCAAUUUUUAAUAAUGCUUAAUUCUUUCUCACAAAGACAAGUGUGUAUAAGUGAUUCAUUAUGUAAAGAACUUAAGAAAUUAAUGAAAGUGAACGUGUGCUUAAUUUCCUAUUCUUCUAUAUAACAUUCAUAAGGAAAACAAAUCGGUCAUUACGCCAGUUUCGGCCAUUUCAAAUUUUCAAUCAUUUGUUUAACUAGUUGCAUAAUCUCCGCGCAAGCGCGGGGUCGG
This is a messenger RNA of Eruca vesicaria subsp. sativa (arugula), 1666 nucleotides long. Lineage: Eukaryota; Viridiplantae; Streptophyta; Magnoliopsida; Brassicales; Brassicaceae. The record is from the annotation of a GenBank genome assembly.